CGACGAGAAUCUCUUGAAGAUGCUCUUGAGAUGCUCCGGACGUUUGAUACCGUCAUUGUGCUAGAUGAUUCAAGUUCGAUGUAUGGUCCUUCUUGGACUGAAGCUACAGAGGCAUUAUCGGCCCUGGCAAAAUUGGCUGGUGAAUAUGAUGAUGACGGUAUAGACAUCUACUUUCUGAAUAGCCCCAGAUUUGGAAGAAACAUCAAGACUGACGAGCAAGUCAGGACACUCUUGUCUUCUGUUCGCCCCAAGGGUGUCACCCCCAUUGGAGGGAGGUUAGAUGAUCUAUUGGGAGAUUACCUUCAUCUCCUCGAGUCCAAGACUCAUCUAGAGUUGAAGCAGAUUAAGCAUAGGAAUUACAUCGUCAUAACUGACGGCCAAGCUACCGAUGACCCCGCCACCGUCAUUGCGUCUAUAGCAAAACGCCUUGACAAAGGCAAUUUUCCUCAGACGCAGGUUGGCAUACAGUUCAUUCAGAUCGGUAACUCAAGCAGAGCUGCUCGAUACCUGAGAGAGCUGGACGACGAUCUUCAUAAUAAGUAUGACAUUCGGGACAUGGUUGACACAACCGAGCACCAUGGGCAGCUAACUGCUCAAUAUCUCAUCAAGGCCCUCAUUGGAGGCAUAAAUCGUCGGGUUGACAACCAUGGUGCUAGUAUUGUGAUGGAUCCGUAG
Messenger RNA from Guyanagaster necrorhizus, 675 nucleotides. RefSeq lists its product as uncharacterized. The record is from RefSeq and is a predicted model, not a curated record. NCBI's taxonomy places the organism in Eukaryota, Fungi, Basidiomycota, Agaricomycetes, Agaricales, Physalacriaceae. The annotation marks the transcript as partial. The transcript has 6 exons.